Molecule: messenger RNA, 876 nt
Organism: Durotheca rogersii
Lineage: Eukaryota; Fungi; Ascomycota; Sordariomycetes; Xylariales; Xylariaceae
Product: U3 small nucleolar RNA-associated protein 11
Exons: 2
Coding region: 1-876 (291 amino acids)
Biological process (GO): rRNA processing
Cellular component (GO): small-subunit processome; nucleolus
Source: RefSeq, a predicted model, not a curated record
AUGUCGUCGAUGAGGAACGCCGUGCAGCGGCGCGUGCACCGCGAGCGCGCGCAGCCGCACGAGCGGGAGCGCCUGGGGCUGCUUGAGAAGCACAAGGACUACUCGCUGCGCGCGAAGGACUACAGCCGGAAGAAGGCGCAGCUGCGGGCGCUGCGGCGCAAGGCGGCGGACCGGAACGAGGACGAGUUCUACUUCGGGAUGCUGUCGCGGCGGGGGCCGGCGGGCGCGGCGUCGGCGCUGGUGCGGCCGGGCGGCGACGGCGCGCGGCCCUCGAAGAAGUGGUCCGGCACCGUCGCCGGCGACCGCGGCGCCCGCGCCCUCGACGUCGACGCCGUCCGCCUCCUCAAGACCCAGGACCUCGCCUACGUCCGCACCGCCCGCAACGCCGCCGCCAAGCGCGUCCGCGGCCUCGAGGAGCGCGUCGCCGCGCUCGGCGGCGACCUAGACGACGACGACGACGACGACGACGACGACGAAGAGGACGAGGGGCCCACGCGCCCCCCGCGCGAGAGCGCCCGCGCCCCCCGCAAGAUCGUCUUCGCCGACGCUCCCGCCGAGCGCGACGCGAUGCUCCGCGCGCGCCGCGAGCCCGACGCAGACGGCGAGGACGGCGCCGGCGCCGCUAGCCCCGCGGACGCCCCAGCGGCGGCGGAGAAGGAGAGCGGCCCGGCCCGCCGCGCCCCGCUGCUGCAGCAGAAGAAGCACCUCGCGCGGCUGCGGCGGCAGCUGCAGGCGGCGCGCCGCAAGCUGCGCACGCUCGCCCGCGCCGAGCAGGCCCUCGAGGUCCAGCGCGCCAAGAUGGCCAAGACCCCGACCGCCAUGACCGGCGUCACCAAGGCCGGCAACAAGUUCAAGGUGCGCGAGCGCAAGAGGUGA